UACCUGUAACUUCUAGUGCAAAUGAAGCCCUUGUUAGUUAUCCUACUAUUCAAGAUCAACAAGAUGAUGAAAUAGAACAAGUUUUGGAUGAUUAUGAGAAAGAAGAACUUAGCGAAAUUGAAGCUUAUAUGGCAGAUAGUCAAAAAGAAUAUGAGGGUGAAACUGACCUUUUACCUCUUGACUACAAUUUUUGA
This is a messenger RNA of Funneliformis caledonium, 194 nucleotides long. The record is from the annotation of a GenBank genome assembly. NCBI's taxonomy places the organism in Eukaryota, Fungi, Glomeromycota, Glomeromycetes, Glomerales, Glomeraceae.